Manihot esculenta (cassava) is the source of this 2240-nucleotide messenger RNA. Its product is annotated as FBD-associated F-box protein At3g49020. Bases 162 to 1979 code for a protein of 605 amino acids. The transcript has 4 exons. Gene Ontology annotation, molecular function: protein binding. The record is from RefSeq and is a predicted model, not a curated record. NCBI's taxonomy places the organism in Eukaryota, Viridiplantae, Streptophyta, Magnoliopsida, Malpighiales, Euphorbiaceae.
CCUCGCUUGCUUAAUGCAGUCCGCAAAAUAUAAAGCUCCCACUUUCAUGUUUUAUCGAUCAGUUUUCAAUCUGUGUCUGCUGACAAUUGCCUCUCUUUCGAGUCUCAAGGGUGAAAAUUGUUUUUUGUAGCAAUAAAUGAUAUGGAAGACAAUCCUGCAGAAUGACGAAACAACCUUCAACCCGAAGUGAGAAGAAAUUUUUUGUUAAAGACGAGUUAGCUGACCUCAUUCAGAGUACCUCUCAGGCGCUAAAUCAUCACAGAAAGAGAAAGAGAAAAGAUUCUAACCUGAUUGUUGACAGUGCCAGUCCUAAGACAAAGCAAAACAGAACUGAAUUGAAGGCCAUGGACCAAAGCUCUGAUUCCACAGAUUUGAUCUCACAGUUCCCUGAACACAUUAUCCAUCAUAUUCUAUCUCUACUGCGUUGUAAGAAAGACGCAGCUCGAACCAGUAUUUUGUCCAAGAGGUGGAGAGACAUAUGGGCUUCAUACUUGACAUUGGAUUUUGAUCAACGCAAGUUCCAAAAGCAAAAGAAGCAAUUGUAUUUUUACUCUAAGAGGCGUUAUCGAAGGAUCAAAAAGAGAAAAGAUGAGGAAAUGAAGAUGAAGAAUGAAAUAUUUCUGAAUUUUGUUGAUGAAACCUUGCAGAGCCGCAUUGAGGAAAAAUCUAGCAUACGGAAAUUUAUGCUUCAUUUAACCUCCUAUAAUUUGGAAUUGUCUGAUCGUGUGGAUCAAUGGAUAGGUAUUACAACAAAAAGCAACAUCCAAGAGUUAGAUCUCCAUAUCCCAACCAAGAAAAAUAUAAGUUAUUGUUUGCCUCAAACUGUCUUUGCUGCCAAUACUUUGACUGCAUUAAGGAUUUCUGGCUGCAAUUUAGGAGCUUGCGCUUAUAUUAACAUGUCCAACUUGCAAAAACUUUAUAUUAAAAAGGUCCACAUUGAUGAAGAGAGCAUUCAGAAUCUGAUUCUUGCUUGCCCUUUAAUUGAUGAUAUGAGGCUCAUAUACUGCAGUGGAUUGAAAACUUUGCUGCUUUCCAGCAAUAGACUUAACAGAGUUGAUAUACAUUGUUGCCAUGGACUGAAGAAAGUUGAAGUUAAAUCACCAAGUCUUCAAUCAUUUUGGUAUCAACGAAAGAGAUCUAGGUGCAGCAAAAUCAACUUGGCCAUGUGCAAAUCUCUGAAAAGUUUGACUUUAGAGGAUAGCAAAAUGACGGAUGAUUUGUUUCAGAAUCAUCUUUCAAAUUUUCCUGUCCUUGAACAGCUGAUUUUAAGUAAAUGUAAUGCCUUACGUUGUAUUACAAUUUCAUGUCAUCAGCUAAAGACGCUAGCCUUGAGAGGAUGUAGAGGGCUAAGGGAGGCUGAUAUUGAUACUCCAAAUCUUCUUUCUUUUGAGUAUAAGGGUCCAAAGGUACCCUUUUCUUCUUUUGACCCUUCUGGUUUGAGGGAGGCAAAGCUUCAUAUUGAGCCUUACAGAUUGCCUAACGAUGUUGAUAGUGGGUUUUCUUUUGAUAAAUUGCAAACUUUUCUUCGGAAGUUUGAUUGCUCCAAGGGCUUGAAACUUAUAGUCCGUACAAAAGAGGAUAUUAUUCUUCAUGAAGAUCUGAGAAAUAUCUUGGUUCCUCAAGUUGUUGAUUUUAAGCUUGAAAUUAUCAAAUCAUCGACGAGCUUGGAAGAUAUAUUAGAUAAUUUACUCCGGACAUGGCAUCCAUACACACUGUCAAUAGUAUCAUCUACAACAAGUGAUUUCCCCGAGCAAGUAUAUAAGAAAAUGGCGGAUGAUAGAGGAGUGGAGCUAAGCUGCUGCAAGUAUAACUCUGUGAACAACAAAUGUUGGAAGCAUUUUUUGGUGAAGGCCAACAUUGAAAACCUUGGUGAUACUGAAAUUGAAUCUGAUUGGAUUACUUGGUUGAAGUCCUCUGCAUCUAUGGUGAACCGAUUGACUUGUUUGAGAUUAACUUGGAAAUGUAGAGAUAACAUAUAAUUAAUUGGUUGGAUUGUCUGAGGACUUGGAAUGGUUAUUUUACAUAUGACAUCAAUUUGAAGACAGAAGACAUUAUAGGAAUUCAUUCUUAAUGGGUCAGCAUUAGUUAUUUGUGCUGAUUAUAUCUUUUUAUUUUUUGAAAUUAUUAGGACAAAUUAAGUGGUUUAUGGGUAUACAAUGAUCAAUAUGUACAUUUUAUUAAAUUAUACAGACUAAUUUGUAAUUUAUCUUGUGAAAAGCUAUGAAGAAUCAUUUUGUUGC